Blepharisma stoltei is the source of this 2248-nucleotide messenger RNA. The record is from the annotation of a GenBank genome assembly. NCBI's taxonomy places the organism in Eukaryota, Ciliophora, Heterotrichea, Heterotrichida, Blepharismidae.
AUGGACUCGGAAAAGGAAAACUUAUCACUUACUCCCCCCCAUCCUUGAUCGAACGAUUGACUGUAAAAAUUCCUAAAAAAUUUGGGAAAAUUAACCCCCAUCCUUGAUCGAACGAUUUUCAUAUCAUGCAAAUUUUUAUAUAUAUAAAAAUAUAUAUUAGUUAUCAGAAGCUUGGGAAGAUGUACAUAAUGAAGUUGUUUUCAGAGACUUUGAGACGGCAAAAAGCUACGAAUCAACCAUUCGAAGUGAUUUAGUCAUCAACCUAGGCUUAAAAACUCAAUAAUCUAAAAAAAUAGAGAUUCUUUAAAAUUUAAAAAACAAAAAUUUAAUUUAAUAAGGAACAAAUUAAAAUUUAUAAAGUUUAAAGGGGUGACUAAUAAAUUAAAAUAUUAAAAAUUGGUAAUUUUAUGAAAUUAAUUCAAAUUUUUGCUGUAAAAAUAAUUAUUAAAUACUCUUAACCCUCUUAUUUAAAAGUAAAUAAAAAAAAAUAUAUAUAUAUAUUUUUUAUUUUAUACAUAAAUUUUUUUUCCUAAAAAAGUUUUUUUUUUAACCCCCAUCCUCGAUCGAACGAUGGCGAGCUGUUCGAUCAAGGAUGGGGAGGGGUUAGGAGAAAAAAUAGGAGGAUUGAUAUUUCUCAAGAAUUAUUUUCGAAGUGGAGAGCAUGUGAGACAGUUCAUGCAAUAUUUGCAAUUAUUGGAAUUGUAGUCGUCACUUUAGAUUAUGAGUAUAGCUAUAGCAAUGAUAGAAAUUCAACAAAUUGCUCAAUAAGCACUCGAAGAACUGAUUUGUAUUUAAUUUUGAAUUUACUAACAACGUUUAUAUCUUUAUGAUUUUUGCUGCUGACUCCCCCCCCCCUCCGUGAGUGAACAAAACCAUUAGAAAAAUCGGCAUUUUUUGCCCAAAAAAACCCACCCUCCGUGAGUGAACAAAAAUUUUUUUAAUAGAAAAAUUUUUUAUGGAAAAAAAAAUUUGAUAUAUAAGUGAUAAUUAGCAUAAUGAAAUCUAGAGCUAAUUCUGUUUAAUUUUAAACAAAUUGCGUUUUAAAACAUAAAUUUUAUAAAUUAAAUUAAUAUUUGCUUUCCAAUUUUUGCGAAUCAGGAUUUUUUUAAAUUUCGAAAAAAAAUAAAUAUUUUUUAUAAAUUUAUAUAUAAAUUUUUUUAAAAAAAAAAAAUUAAACCCCCUCCGUGAGUGAACAAAAUUUUUUUGUUCACUCACGGAGGGGGGGGGAGUGAGGUAUUAUAUUAAAAAUCGAAGGGAGUCUUAUUUGUCUGAAAAAGAGAUUUACAUACCCGUCACAAUGUCAUUAUCGAAAUUUCCUGUUGAGCAGGUUUAUGAUAAGAAGCCCUUCUUCACCAAAUUAAGAAUUAUAGAAAUUGUUACUUUACUUAUCAUCCCUUAUCCAUAUGUUGAUUGAAAAAUUUACAUCCCAUUAAGACACCAAUAUGAAACUAUAUGAACUUGCUACACCUUCGCAGAAGUCACAUAUUUCUUCAUGUUUGCCAGAUUCAUGUUCCUAAUUCGAGCGCUUGCAAACUAUACACCAUAUGAAAAUUAUAUAGCAAGAAGAUAUUGCCAAAAAAAUCAUGUCUCUGCAAACUUAAGAUUUUCAUUUAAAUGUAUGAUGAAAAAGUCUCCUGUUAUUAAAACGAUAACUUUUAUGGCGAUUCCAUCACUUUUUAUCCUAUCACAAAUGCUAAGAAUUUUCGAGAGGCCUCUUGAUGAAAUAACAGGCCAAGAUUUUCAAAAUCCAUUAAAUGCUUUAUGAUGUAUGUUUGCAAGCAUGUCAACUGUAGGGUACGGCGAUUUCUAUCCAAUUAGCAUUUGUGGAAGAAUAGCUGUGGUAUUAGGAUACAUUAUGGGAGCACUAAGCUUAACAAUCGUCAUUGUUAGAUUUGGUAGCUUUGUCAGUUUAAACGAAAAACAAAAUAAAGCCUUCAUGAGUAUUUUGAUGACUUCUGCAGCUGCCAUAACAAUCCAAGCCGGGAUGAAAUAUUUUGUUUCAAAAAUAAAAAGAGGCAAAGGCCACCCGAUCUCGGUGUCCUUGUAUGGAAAGUAUAAAGAGGCAGUAUAUGAUUUUCAACAUAAAAAAGGAGAACUUAAUGAAAUUGUAGGGCAAAAAGAAAAAGCUAUAAAAGAAGCUAGGGCCCGCUGCGCAAAUAUUGAUGCUGAGGUAAAUAGGCUUUUGAAAAAGGCUGACAACUUGUCAAAGAUGAUUAGAAACAUGAAUAAUGAUACUUCAUUAACGUAA